AUGAGCGAGCAAACUGUGAUAAAUCUUUCUCCCAGAAAGAAUUUUAUUGCGAUGGUGAUCUCCGACUCAGACAGUGAUGAAGGGCUUAAUGAAGGACAUGAGAGACAGGGGCUACCUUCCUCCCAGGAUUUUCCAGUCGAGAAGUCUGACGUCGUAAUGAAUUUUGAUAGUAGAGGGAAAAAAGAUGGUAAGGAGAAAUCUAAGGACAAGAAACGAUGGUCUUUUAUGUCCACGUAUUCUUCUUCUUCGUCGUUGUCGAAGAAAAGAAAGUCUACAUUGUCGAGCAACAAUAGUAUCGACAAUAAUGGUCCUCAGAAAAGUACACCUUUGAAGAUGAAAUCGAUUUCUCCUCAGAAAUCAAACAGUCCCAAUAAAAGAACGUCUAUGUCUACUUUGCAUACCAAUUACAUGGAUAAUGAUCAAAAUAGAUCUUUGUUUAAAAGAUCGUCUACAAGCUCGUCUUUGAAGCAAUUAAUAGGCAAAUUUAAUUUUGCAGACGAGAACCAUGAAAAUAGAUUAAAACAUUCUCCAAGUUUUAAUAUAAAGGCACAUGCUUCAGAGAGGUCUGUUAAAACAUCUUUAGACAACAACAAAAGGAAACCACUAGCACCUCUAGCGAGUAACGUUGUGCAAGGUGGUGCCAGGGAUAAUACUAAAUUUAAGAAACCAAAUGAUAAAUCUUUACUUUCACUUACAACUACGUCCACUAAUGUCAGUAUAGAUUCAAAAAAAAAUUGGAAAUUUUGGAAAAAGAAUUCGCAACUGUCUAGGUCCACUUCAAGUCAAAGUGUAGCAGUAAAUCAACAACAAAGAGAAUACUCUAACGUAGCACCAACUUUGAAGAAAAAGUCAUCUCUAUCGAGCCUAUUUAGCUCCUCCAGUACAACAUAUAGCAAUGUAAGAGGAAGCGAAGGUGCUCAGAUAAAUGAUUACAACCUAAGGAAAAAAUCGUCAACAUCAAAUUUAUCCAUCAAACAUCUAAAGCAUAAAACAUCACAAUCCUCUUUACAGAAUUUCAAAGUAAGAAGGAAGACUAACACCACGGCAUCAAUAGAUAGAGAAGCGUCAAUUAGUGGAAAUAUAAAAAUUUCUCUACCAACUCCAGAUACAGAAUCACGUAACAAAAUAGAUACCAAAUUGAAUAAUUCAAAUUCAUUAAUGUCAAUAAAAUCCCAUAUUUCAAGCAUUCCGGUAUCGACGGCGGAUUACAAAUCGAUUGUGCUGAAUCGUUUAUUAGAACAUUGCGAUUUUAAGUAUAUUAUUAAUGAUGACGAAUUAAAUGAUCUAGAAGGCUCAAUAUACACUAUUCCUAAAGAUAAAGACAAUAUCACCGACUAUAUAUCUAGAUUCAUUGAUCCGAGAACAUCUGAAUCAAUAAUCAGUAAACAAUUAUCAUUAGAUUCCGAAGAUAAUGGUUUUUAUUCACCAGAGAUAUCCUUACAUGAACUAAUCUGCCUAAGGUUAUGUCAAAAUUCGAUGGGUCUACCAUUUUUAUUACAAGCAUAUUUAUACAGAAAAACAGAGCAACAAUCUGAUAAACUAUAUUUAAUGCUUUUUAUGAAAGAUUCAGGAGAACCAUUGCAUAGCAUAAACAUAUCUGACUGGGAACAAGUGGCCUCAAUAUUUUGGCAAUGCACGACGAUUUUAUAUGUUAAUGAAAUAAAACUGUCAUUUGAACACAGAAACCUGAUUUUACAGAAUAUUCUGAUAGAUAGAGUUGGAAAUAUUACAUUAUGUGAUUUCAAAGGCAGUAGAUUGACAUCCAAAUUUGACACACAAGUGUUGUUUACGAGAUUGGAUCAUCCAUUAUUCUAUCAAGGUGGAAGAAAUGGACAAUACGAAAUAUACGAAAUGAUGAGAACCAUAUUGCCAGUUCCAAAUUCCUGGUCAUCUUUUGAACCACGCAUCAAUUUGCUUUGGUUAUAUUACCUCAUAACAGAAUUAUUGAAAAAAGGGUACGCGAAUAACCUUCCACCUUCCAAGAUCCUUAACAAUCUAAUCAAACUGUCAGAAGUAUUAAACCCACAUGCAACUGAAAACAUCACCACUUCAAUCAAUUCUACAGGUGACUUAUUAAAAUUGAAAGAACUGUUCUAA
This is a messenger RNA of Tetrapisispora phaffii CBS 4417, 2097 nucleotides long. RefSeq lists its product as uncharacterized. NCBI's taxonomy places the organism in Eukaryota, Fungi, Ascomycota, Saccharomycetes, Saccharomycetales, Saccharomycetaceae. Gene Ontology annotation, cellular component: cytoplasm; nucleus. Gene Ontology annotation, biological process: mitotic cell cycle; intracellular signal transduction. Bases 1 to 2097 code for a protein of 698 amino acids. Gene Ontology annotation, molecular function: histone H3T3 kinase activity. The record is from RefSeq and is a predicted model, not a curated record. The transcript has a single exon.